This is a messenger RNA of Funneliformis mosseae, 984 nucleotides long. The record is from the annotation of a GenBank genome assembly. Lineage: Eukaryota; Fungi; Glomeromycota; Glomeromycetes; Glomerales; Glomeraceae.
AUGUGUCAUUGUUAUGUCUCUCUUACAGUGAAAGACGACAGCCAAAAAUUGAUUGGGGAUGUGAAAAGUACCGAUGACGUUUCCAGAUUUUUGCCAAAUCUGUGCUAUAUAGUUGAUGAUUUAAACCUAUAUUCUGUUCACAUACAAGUAUUUGGUCUUAAAGCAGAUAGAAUGGCAAAACAGCCUCUCGCAAACCGUGCUUGGACACUUGCCAAGCACCCUCAAUUCUUUUGGUGGUGUGGACAUUGUAUUGUGCUUUUUUGCACGUCUUUUUAUUUUUGGUAUUGGAUCACUUUUAGUUCGUCCGAAGGAGUAAUUUUUUAUCAUGGAGCAUAUUUUGGAGCUAUGCUGAGCUAUGGUGUUGUCAUUUAUAAAUCAUUUGGCAAAUGGAGGACACCACGUCUUAACUGGGAAUAUUUUCAAAAGAUAAACAAAGACGAAAAUGUAUUUUAUUUUUUGCUAGCAUUUAUGUGGUUUAUGAGUACACCGGUUUUCGUCACACUCGUCCCAUAUGCAACAUUUUCGUUGUUCCAUUUCAUUACAUAUUUCCGAACAAAUAUCCUUCAAACAUUCUUUCCUCCACCACAUCCUUCCGGUCCUCCGGGGGCACAAAAUGAAUGGGUCAACAAAACUUCAAAAUAUAUUCAAACGUGGGUUCACAAUAAUUACGAUCAAGCCAUGAAGAUUGUUAGUUUCGUCGAAGUUGUAGUUAUCACAUCAUUUUUACUGUUAAAUAUAUUAACUUUUCAGCUUGCAAUAAUUAUAUUUUUCAGUUAUUGUAUCUUCCUCCGCAUGAGAUAUCAUAUGAAUCCUUACACUCGAGAAGUGUUUGAUAAUGUUACGCAAUUCCUGGAUAGAAAGAUUUUUGGAAACCCAAACGUUCCACCUUUGCUAAUUAAAGCAUAUCAACAUACGAAAUCAGCAGUGAUUUGGUUUGGUAAUAAUAACCAAUCUAAUAUUCCUCAGGGUUCCAGGCGAGGAUAA